Molecule: messenger RNA, 1983 nt
Organism: Aspergillus heteromorphus CBS 117.55
Lineage: Eukaryota; Fungi; Ascomycota; Eurotiomycetes; Eurotiales; Aspergillaceae
Product: transcription factor domain-containing protein
Exons: 9
Coding region: 1-1983 (660 amino acids)
Biological process (GO): regulation of DNA-templated transcription; DNA-templated transcription
Molecular function (GO): DNA binding; zinc ion binding; DNA-binding transcription factor activity, RNA polymerase II-specific
Source: RefSeq, a predicted model, not a curated record
AUGACUCCCGCAUUGGCUGUGGAAAGAUCCGCUUGCGACUUGUGCCAUACUCGGAAGGUAAAAUGCGAUCGCUUGGAUCCUUGUAUGAACUGUGUCGAUGCCCGGGCAGAAUGCCGGCGUACGCGUCCCAGGCGCAGUAUGCGGCCGAGGAUUUCCCGAAUCUCAGGGCUCUCGGACCGCAUAUCAUCUCUCGAGCAGUUCAUCUCCAACCCCCAGAACGCCGUCCCGCCCUCCGCACCCGCCUCCGUGAUCAGCUCCAGCCACGGUCAAGACAGAUCGAGGAGUACCAACCCCUCGGAGCACGGGCAGAAUGUGUCUGGCCAUGCUCAGGUCUCUGGGACUGGCAGCGUGAAGCGGAAAUUCGAAGACGCAGAGGCCACGGUCGACCAAUCUGCCGAACCACCCACCACCAGAGUGCCCCCGAUGCAUCGAGCGUUUGAGGCCCGGCAGUUCAUCCAGGGGGAGCUCCAGCACAGCGACCACAUCCCCCUGGAUCGUCGUACCGUGUUCGAACAAGCCCUGUCGCUGGUCGACAGGAUCUCUGCUUCCUCUUCCGAGCCGAGACCGGCGAGUGCGGACGAAAAGAACGCGGAGAAUGAAGAGGUGCUGGAACCUCAGAAGUUCUCGUUGGAGGUAUACUAUAUGAUGGCAACGGACAUGGCCCAUCAGCACUCCCCUGGAAAGCACUUCCACUGGCCGGAUCACAUCUCGGUCCAAGGGUUGGAACACAUGAGCCUGUCCAUCGCGGAGGGACGACUGGAUCGACAGACCUCGCUGCAUUAUCAGGUCUGCGUGUUCACGAAAGCCUUGUUUUACAUGACCCGGGUGCCUAAACACCAUCUUUCGGAGCGGUUGCGGAUGCAUCUCAAGCGAUCCCAGCAGAGAUACGCCUUGGCGGCGUCCCGGGCCUUGGAUGAGAUCAACUUCGUCGGCUCGAACUCUAUAUCCCUGGUUCAAGCACUGCUUUCUGGGGCCCUAUUCCACCAAAUGCAAGGCAACCCCAUCAAAGGCUGGACAUUAACCGCCAUCGCCUCGCAAAUCCUCGUAUCCAUGAACUACCACAACAUCAAACCCAACACGACUGCCCAGAGUGAUGAAGACCAGGAUGCCCGACGCUGUGUCUUCUCGUGUUUUUUCCUCGACAAAGCGCUUAGCAUGCUACUCCUCCGCCCCCCCUCCCUCCCACGACUCAAAGUCAGCCCCGCGUCCCUGGUUCCCCUCGAACACGGCGUCCCGCUCGGUCUGAUCGUGAAAACGGUGGUCGAGCUCGCCCAAAUCCAGGACCAGGCGAUGGAGAUCUACCACCAUGGUCAGGGCCCGGAAGAUGCAGGCGAACAGGCUGCGAAGCUGAGUUCGCUGGCAAGGGAAAUGGUUUCGUUGCAUGCAACUAUUACCGAGAGACGCGUCAGUUCCAAACAAGGCCUCCAACUGGAAUGGACCGCCGUCGAAUUCCGCUUCCAGGCCGUCCUGACCACCCUCAUCCACCUCAAAUCGCAAGCCCUCGGCGGCGCCCAAGUCCGCGACGAAUGUCUCUUUCACGCGCGAAAUGCCCUGGGAGCGUUAGGCCGGCUGCAGAAGACCCUUAAUGACGACCACGCGUUUGUAGGCGUCUAUCCAUUUUUUCUGUCGUGGACCGUCCUCUUCUACCCCAUGACCCCAUUCUACAUCCUCUUCUGCAACGUAGUCUGCACCUCCAACCCGCAUGACUUCCACCUGAUGUCGGAAACAACCCAGGGCCUGUACCAAUUCAUCGAGUCGAACCCCGCCAUCGCAAAGCUGCACCAUCUGUUUACCACCUUCUUGACACUGUGUAGUCCGCUUGUUCAGAGUCAGAGUCAGAAUUAUAGUCAUGAGGCGGAGAUGUCAUCGGAGACGAUGUCGUGGUGGAAUAGCACGCAGAUGUGGGAGCUGUUUGGGACACAGCCGUCGUUUGAAUGGGUGGAUUCGGAUUUGUUGGUUGGGGGGGUCGGGGACGGGGGGUGA